Molecule: messenger RNA, 2989 nt
Organism: Hypomesus transpacificus
Lineage: Eukaryota; Metazoa; Chordata; Actinopteri; Osmeriformes; Osmeridae
Gene: rnf144ab
Product: ring finger protein 144ab
Exons: 8
Coding region: 278-1198 (306 amino acids)
Biological process (GO): ubiquitin-dependent protein catabolic process; protein polyubiquitination; positive regulation of proteasomal ubiquitin-dependent protein catabolic process
Cellular component (GO): cytoplasm; ubiquitin ligase complex; Golgi apparatus
Molecular function (GO): ubiquitin conjugating enzyme binding; zinc ion binding; ubiquitin protein ligase activity
Source: RefSeq, a predicted model, not a curated record
CGCACGCUAAGGACCCUGUCUGUGGCAGCAGCUCUCUUUAGGGACGAGGUGGAUAAACAGUCCAGCCCGGACCUAAGCAGGAUCAGUUAGCCUGUAACCACUUGGCUGUGUGUGGUUACCACCACUUCUGCUGAAGGUGUUAACGCUGUGAUAGCUGUUGUUAGCUGGGAACAGGUCACAGCUCAUCUAGCUGCCCCAUCUCCAUGCUACAUUGGGAGUUCUAACUCAGCAAUUUGAAGUGUUUGUAUUUUACUAUUGUCUAACAUCGGGUGCAAAAAUGGUGGUUCAGGGGUCGCCCGUGGUCGAGGUCAUGACAUCAUCGUCUGGGUACGGGCCCACCUGGGACCUGGCUCUGGACCCCCUCAUGUCCUGCAAGCUGUGCCUUGGAGAGUUCCCUCUGGAGCAGAUGACCACCAUCCACCAAUGCCAAUGCGUCUUCUGCACCCUGUGCCUGAAGCAGUAUGUGGAACUUCUCAUCAAAGAGGGCCUGGAGUCAGCCAUUAGCUGUCCAGACUCUGCCUGUCCUGAAAGUGGGCACCUGCAGGAGAACGAGAUUGAGUGCAUGGUGGCAGCAGAGAGCAUGCAGAGGUACAAGAGGCUCCAGUUUGAGAGAGAGGUGUUGCUGGACCCGUUCCGGACCUGGUGCCCGUCCUCGUCCUGCCAGGCAGUGUGCCAGCUCUCGGAGGCGGGGCUACCUCUGCCCCAGCUGGUCCAGUGCCCCGCCUGCAGCCUGGAGUUCUGCCGGGCGUGCCGGGCCAUCUGGCACCGGGGCCAGUCCUGCCAGGAGACCAUGCCCAUCAGCAGCUUCCUGCCAGGGGAGACCAGCUCCAUCUACAAGAGCGAGGAGGGGGACGACGCCCCCAUCAAGCGCUGUCCCAAGUGCAAGGUGUACAUUGAGAGAGACGAGGGCUGCGCCCAGAUGAUGUGUAAGAACUGCAAGCACGCCUUCUGCUGGUACUGCCUGGAGUCUCUGGAUGAUGACUUCUUGCUCAUCCAUUAUGACAAAGGCCCAUGCAGGAACAAGCUGGGCCACUCCAGGGCCUCUGUCAUCUGGCACCGGGCACAGGUGGUAGGUAUAUUUGCUGGCUUCGGUCUGCUCCUGUUGGUGGCCUCUCCCUUUCUCCUCCUGGCCACACCCUUUGUCCUGUGCUGCAAGUGCAAAUGCAGCAAGGGCGACGACGACCCUCUGCCCACCUAACCUUCACCAUCGCCCCGGCAACAGUCGGCAAGGUCCGGUUGUGGACAGUGGACCAGGUCAGCUGGUCCCCCAUGGGUUGUGGGGUCAGGCAGACAGGUCUGUGGGACCGCAGCCAGGGUUGAGCAGUGCUGGUUACAGGGACUGGACUGACCACGGCUGGUCUGACCUGGACUCUGAACUGGACAGUGGGUGUAGGUCCAGCCGCCUGUCCCAGACUGAGAGGGAGCUGGACGGAAGGAGGUUCAUGUGGAGGUUCCAGAGUUGUUGUUGUGUGAUUUGGUCUUGUACACGUGUCUCGACACUAACUCGUCUCACUGCAUAUAGAACGUGCUUAUAUUUAUUAACGGCUACAGCCGACCAGCUGAGGUCUGUUGAAGAGUCAGGUACAUAUGGAUGAACCUAUGAUCCCGUCACUUGGAGAACAGUAUUUAUGAGCUUCCAGAAAACCUCACUGAGGCUCAGUGCAGAGAAACCUCCUGGAAAUCUUCCAUUCAAAUUUAGAUGAGGAUUCAAAUCCCCUGGAUUUUUUUGUAAAUUCAGUCAAGUUAAAAUGUUUACGAAAAGGUCUUCAUAUCAAAUGAUGCUGUGUAGUCAACUCUAUACGUAGUGGUAAGGGACAUACUGUACUGAAAAGUAACUAUCAUUUAUAUCUAAAACCACUGACAAAAAUCCCUUUGGUCAUUUAAGAAUCAGUGUUUGAAUUGGUUCCUUAAUGCUGACAUUUAGCUAGCUUGGCAUCUCCAGACUAAUCUACAAAGGCGUAUUAGUCUGGAACUUCUCAGUUCAUUUUCAAGGGGCGAUAUCCCAGGCGCAGACCAACAUGUCUGUGGAUGAAAUAGGAUCGAAUUGGACAGAUACAACCAGUCAGAGCAGUGAAAUGUCACCAGGCUCUUCUGUACUGACAACAUCAACCUGCCCCAUGUCAGAUCAACGUGUGAUUGGCCCAGACAGAUUCUGGUCGAAGGGAAAUCUGUUGAGCGGGGAAAUUGCCACACCCCACUGCCAUCUACCAGAGCAAAUCAAACAUGAGCUUGCACGUGUGUCUGGUUCCCCAGCUAAGUUUCAGCAGUCAGGAUGUAGCCAACUCUAGCACCUACCUAACAGCAAGUUCAGUCUGUCCUCUGGUUUUCUGAAUCCCUUUACCCACACUGAGUUUAGCAUAUCCUCACCUUAAAUAUCGCUUUUGAUUUGAAACAGCCAAGUUGCCAUAAAAUGCCUUUUAAAAAUCAACUUUGAUAUGAGUCUUACACUCAUGUUUUAGUUUUUACCAAAAUGAUGUUAUUUGAUGUAUUGCAAUUCCAAACGUAAAUGCAUAGUGUUGCACUCAGUGUGACAUCACAAGUUCAAGAGCAGUGUACGGUAGCAUUCUAUUUUCUCACUAGCUUUUUACAAUGCAUUUCAGUCUUAGCUAUUGUUUUCUAUUUUGGUAUCUAUUUACUUACCAAUAUCAACAGUAGCUUUAUUUGGGUGAAGUUCUGUCAGCAUGGCAAUGGUGUACAUACAUUGGAGGGGGGGGGGGGUACUAGCAUUACAGGCAUUACAUUGUUGUACAUUUAUUUGAAGCCAAAUGUAGCCAAAAUGAACCUUUUAUGAAAAAACAUGUACAUGUAUUAGUUGACAUUUGUUGUUUUUUUAUAUUUCUAUUGCACUCAUGAAAUAAUUGUAUUCAAACUGUAAAAACAUUUAUGCUAUUGUAGCGUUUGUAGUUUGGUUCCUAUUCAGAUGUUUACAUAUUGUACUUGUGUUUGUAAAUCCACAUAUAUUGUGAAUAAAGAAGCACAUUUUGGUUGU